Molecule: messenger RNA, 2130 nt
Organism: Megalobrama amblycephala (Wuchang bream)
Lineage: Eukaryota; Metazoa; Chordata; Actinopteri; Cypriniformes; Xenocyprididae
Gene: mmp21
Product: matrix metallopeptidase 21
Exons: 7
Coding region: 18-1826 (602 amino acids)
Biological process (GO): collagen catabolic process; proteolysis; extracellular matrix organization
Cellular component (GO): extracellular matrix
Molecular function (GO): metalloendopeptidase activity; zinc ion binding
Source: RefSeq, a predicted model, not a curated record
GCAGCGGAACUUUAACGAUGCUGGUCGAGAUCCGGCUGAUCUUCAUCCUCCAGACCUUCAUCUUCAUCAGUGCAGAGAAAAUCUUCCACAGCAGAGAUCAUUCAGAUGUCAUGAACGACAUCCAUCAGGCUGAACUCAUCACUGACACUGACACUGCAGAGCGGUUUCUGUCGAAGUACGGGUUCAUUAAAGCAGGAGACGGCGAUGAGCCUCAGAUCUCAGCAGAAGCUUCGGGUGAGACGGACGUUCUGGACCUCGCUCUGGACCUGCAGGAGGGCGGAUCCACAUCCAGGUCCAGCAGCGCUGAUCUCCAGUUCAUCACGGCGCUGAAGGACUUCCAGCGGGUGUCUGGUCUUCCCGUCACAGGUGUGUUUGAUGACGCCACCAAAGCAGCCAUGAAUAAACCCAGAUGUGGCGUCCCGGACCAGGAUGAGGAACUGGAUUCUACCAAACAAUCCAACAGCACCUCGACACACAAUCACAGUGAUGCUGUGAAUGCCACUGAAACUCAGAUAUCCGAUAAUACUCAACCUCACGAGCGGAAGAAGCGCCACCUGGCAGUGCUUCUGAAGAGCAGAAGGAAAAGAGACGCCAGCGAGUGGACGGGACACAUGGCCUUCUCGAAGAGCCUUCUGAAGUGGCGUCUGAUGGGGGAAGGUUACAGCAGUCAGCUGUCCAUCGAUGAGCAGAAGUAUAUCUUCAGACUGGCCUUCCGCAUGUGGAGUGAAGUGUCUCCGCUGCAGUUUGUGGAGGACGUUCACUCUCCUCUGGAAGACAUUGACAUCAGACUGGGCUUUGGGACAGGCCGACAUCUGGGCUGCUCUCAGCGGUUUGACGGCGCGGGCCGAGAGUUUGCUCACGCGUGGUUCCUCGGAGACAUUCAUUUCGAUGACGAUGAACAUUUCACUGUCCCAAACAUGGGCAACGGGAUCAGUCUUCUGAAGGUUGCGGUUCAUGAGAUCGGUCAUGUUUUAGGGCUUCCUCACAUCUACCGGCCCGGCUCCAUCAUGCAGCCCAGUUACCUUCCUCAGGACGGAGGUUUCGAGAUCGACUGGAUGGACAGAAAGUCCAUUCAGAGCCUGUACGGUGUGUGCAAAGGUCGCUUCAGUACCGUGUUUGAUUGGAUCAGGAAGGAGCAGACGCCGUACGGUGAGGUCGUGGUGCGUUUCAACACCUACUUCAUGCGGGACGGCUGGUACUGGCUGUACGAGAACCGCAACAACAGAACACGUUACGGGGAUCCGGUGGCGGUGCAGGUGGGGUGGCACGGGCUGCCCUCCAGCGGGGUGGACGCUUACGUUCACGUGUGGAACCGCAAAACAGACGCUGUGUACUUCUUUAAAGGUGUGCAGUACUGGCGUUAUGACAGUGAGAAUGAUCAGGUGUUCUCUGAGGACGCAGACGGCCGCUCGUAUCCUCGUCUGAUCUCUGAAGGCUUUCCCGGAGUGUCUGGACCAGUGGACACUGCAUACUACGACAGGAGAGACGCCCAUAUCUACUUUUUUAAAGGCUCACAGGUGUUCAGGUUUGAUGUACGCGUGAACCGCUUGGCUUCCUCUUCCCCACAAAACCUCUCUGAGGUGUUUCCCGCCGUUGUCCCCGGAAAUCACCCCGUCGGUAACCUGGACGCGGCGUACUUCUCGUACACGCACAACACGGUGUUCCUGCUGAAGGGCGCGUGGUACUGGCGCGUGGUGAGCGGCAGAGAUCGCAGACGGAGCACGUCGCUGCCGCUGAACGGCCUGCUGCCCCGCAGGAACGUGGACGAGCAGUGGUUCGACAUCUGUGACGUGCACGGCAGCUCUCUGAGAACCGCUCGCAGGUGACGCACGCAAACCUUCAGAUCACACGCUCGAGCUGAUCUCUGUGGAAGAACAUUCUCAACGCAUAUGAUGCUGAAAUUAUGACAUACUAAGUCAUAAUUAUGAGAAAAAAAAGUCAUAAUUAAGACAUACCAAGUUGAAAUUGAGAUAAACUUGAAAUUAUGACAUAAUUAAGACACACUGUCAAUUAUGAGAUAAAAAGUCAUACUUAUGACAUACAAGUCGAUAUUAUGAGAUAGUCAAGAUUAUAAAAAGUUGAAAUUAUGAGGAAAAAAGUCAUAAUUAAGACAUUCCAAGUUGAAAUUGA